Messenger RNA from Lagopus muta (rock ptarmigan), 702 nucleotides. RefSeq names its product secretin-like. Gene Ontology annotation, biological process: positive regulation of pancreatic juice secretion; negative regulation of gastrin-induced gastric acid secretion; brain development. The transcript has 5 exons. Gene Ontology annotation, molecular function: hormone activity. Gene Ontology annotation, cellular component: extracellular region. The record is from RefSeq and is a predicted model, not a curated record. NCBI's taxonomy places the organism in Eukaryota, Metazoa, Chordata, Aves, Galliformes, Phasianidae. The coding region runs from base 28 to 480 and encodes 150 amino acids.
CCAGAGCAAGCACUUUGUGGAGCCAACAUGGUUUCCUUGAUGACUGCUCUGAGUCGGCUAAUUAUUCCCAUGAUCGUCCUGUCGCACUUCUCAGUAUCUCUUCCAUCCCAAGAGAGGACUGAGAGACAUGCUGAUGGGCUUUUCCACAGUGAGCUCAGCAAGAUGAAUGACAACGCUUUUGUGCAGCAGCUAGUGAAACACCUGGUGGGCCUCAAGGAGAGAACUCAGAGGCACUCAGAUGGAUUGUUCACCAGUGAAUACAGCAAGAUGAGAGGAAACGCUCAGGUUCAGAAAUUUAUCCAAAAUCUAAUGGGCCGCAAGCGCAGCAAUUCAGGCCUGGUCAAAACAGAAGUGCAGGAGAAGGAGAGAGAAAGCAGCAAUGAGGACCUUUGCUGUAUGUGGCUGUACCAGAGCUUUCUGAACAGCAGGUGCGUGUGCUCUGCCAAAAGCUGUGCUCUCAGGGGUGGUUUGCAGAGCUAAAAAAGCAAAUGUUUUGGUCAGACUGCAAGGUGGCAGGAAGAUGUGUGCAAUCUCAAUUGAUUUUUGUCUCCGCAUUCAUGGUAAUUUCUAUUUCUACCUGCUGAGCUUGCCUGGCACUCUGUUGUGCUUUAUCUGAAGUAAUGUUGACAUUAAGAUUUACAGGUAAGAUGUGCCAUAUAAAAGCCAGUAACGAAAAAAUAAUAAAACCCAGGGAAAUGAGCU